Molecule: messenger RNA, 643 nt
Organism: Marasmius oreades (fairy-ring Marasmius)
Lineage: Eukaryota; Fungi; Basidiomycota; Agaricomycetes; Agaricales; Marasmiaceae
Exons: 6
Coding region: 48-299 (83 amino acids)
Source: RefSeq, a predicted model, not a curated record
UUCGGGCAGAGCCUUCCUCAUCAUCGUCAACGUCGUGCACGCAUACAAUGGGAGGAGGUGCAAGAUAUCCUUACCCAAAAUCUGUCUGGUCGCCAGCUGGUGGCUGGUGGACUAGACCCUCGAACUGGAAGUCAAAUACCACUAUAUUCUCUCUAGGCGCAACCGCCAUACUAUACGGUGUAUUCCAGCUCAGUUCAGCUAAAGAGCAUCGAUAUAUUUUGCCUAAGAAAGAUGGCGAUUCAUGGACAUUCUCGUUUUCCAAGCAACUUCGGGAACUCAAAGAGAAGGAGAAGAGCUAGAACUAUCUUAUGGAAGAUGUAAUUCCCUACCUGUCGCAGGAAAUCUACACUACCUUCCGUUACGCCUUCCCAGUGGCAGUGGAAACAACGCUUGAGAUAUCGUGCUGAGAAGCCUUGCACUUUAAUUCGCCGUGUUUGGUAGGAGUGUUAUAGUGGCUGUCCUUCUAAAUCAAAGAGUCGAGUUUGAAGCUGUUGGAGUUGGAAUGCUGCAUGGCCUGAAGCUCUUGCGCAGCUAUCAGAUCCGACCCACAAACGUCGUACAUUAUUGUUCGACAGCCUGCAGGCAACCUGUAAGUAAGCUUUCACACGAGUCGAGAUUGAAUAGCCACCAGUUACUUUCGCAG